AUUGGAUUGGGAAAAUGUCCUGAGACAAGUCAAUUGUGAAAUAAUAAGUUUUUCAAAAAACGAUUUAAUUGACGCUUUCGUAUUAAGACUCCGUCACAAAUAGCAGAAUAAAUAUUAAAAACAUUGGAAAAUUCAUGAAAAAAGUUGGAAAAUCCAAAAAUGAUUUUUUCUGUGGAAAGUGUUACUUAGAAAGCAGACCAAGCCGGACAAUUAGAAAAAUCCAAAUGAGUGAAUGACGCAUUUAAUGGAAAAUUGGAAACAACAAAUGUUUAAGCGAACGAGCGAAAGCAGUAUGUUUGUAUCAAAACGAAGAUGGAUACUGAAAACUUGUGGAACAACAACUCCACUUAAAUGCUUAGGUCAAUUGAUAAAGCUUGCCAGUUUAAACGGGUACAAAAUAAUUACAGACCUUUUCUAUUCAAGAAAAAACUUUAUUCGACCGGAGGCUCAGGUGACUCCACAUAAAGGAUUUACGGAGGAAGUUUCUUACCUUGACACACUUUUUCCAAAUGGAAGAUCAUAUUGUUUGGGUUCUAUGAACUUGGAAUGUUGGUAUCUUUAUACCUUUAGUCGUUCUGACAUGAAAUUAUCACCAGGACACAUGAUAAAUGAAGGCGUCGAGUCUGAUCCAGAUCAAACGAUUGAAAUUCUUAUGCAGAAUCUUGAUCAGAACGCUAUGUCGGUCUUUAAUAAAAAAAAUAUUCUAAGCGCAUCUGAUGCGACCUCGAUGUCUGGAAUUGAUAAGAUUUUGCCAAAUAUGCAUAUUGAUGAUUUUCUGUUUGAUCCAUGCGGUUAUUCUAUGAAUGGAAUAAAUGAAAAGGGAGAAUAUAUGACGAUUCACAUUACACCAGAAAAUUUAUUUUCUUAUGUUAGCUUUGAAACUAACGUGGCAAUGACUAACUACAGGAACCUUAUAAAUCAAGUUAUCAAUACAUUUAAACCGGGAAAAUUUAUCGUUACAAUUUUUGCGAACAAGUGUUCUUUGGCUUAUGAGACAAUGAAGGAGUUGGAAGUUGAAUAUUCUAAAGAGUCGCAUUGGAAACGAACGGACAUGCAAUGCUGUAAUUUUCCUUCAUACAAUCUGCUCUUUGCUCAAUAUUCUUAUAAUGGAAAAAAUAAUUGUAGUAUAUGAAAUAAUGCUCAAUGAAUACAACAUACAUAUAAAUAUAAUAA
Molecule: messenger RNA, 1173 nt
Organism: Drosophila miranda
Lineage: Eukaryota; Metazoa; Arthropoda; Insecta; Diptera; Drosophilidae
Gene: SamDC
Product: S-adenosylmethionine decarboxylase proenzyme
Exons: 7
Coding region: 233-1132 (299 amino acids)
Biological process (GO): spermine biosynthetic process; spermidine biosynthetic process
Cellular component (GO): cytosol
Molecular function (GO): adenosylmethionine decarboxylase activity
Source: RefSeq, a predicted model, not a curated record